CGGGGCUUCCGCUUCUUAGCUCAGAGAUGGCGGCGACAGCGGCGGAGGCUGCUGGUUCGGUUUCUGGAGAGCUCCGGGAGGAGGCCGAAGCCCCAGGCCCGGCCUGGGAUGAAUCUCAGUUGCGCAGUUAUGGUUUCCCGACCCGACCCAUCCCACGUCUGAGCCAGAGCGACCCCCGGGCGGAAGAGCUCAUCGAGAAUGAGGAGCCUGUGGUGCUCACUGACACAAAUCUUGUGUAUCCUGCCCUGAAAUGGGACCUUGGAUAUCUGCAAGAGAAUAUUGGCAAUGGAGACUUCUCUGUGUACAGUGCCAGCACAUAUAAGUUCUUAUACUAUGAUGAGAAGAAGAUGGCUAACUUCCAGAACUUUAAGCCGAAGUCCAACCGACAGGAAAUGAAAUUUCAUGAGUUCGUUGAGAAACUGCAGGAUAUACAGCAGCGUGGAGGAGAAGACCGGUUGUAUCUCCAGCAAACUCUGAAUGACACUGUGGGUAGGAAGAUUGUCAUGGACUUCUUGGGUUUUAACUGGAACUGGAUUAAUAAACAACAGGUAAAGCGUGGCUGGGGGCAGCUGACCUCUAACCUGCUGCUCAUUGGCAUGGAAGGAAAUGUGACACCUGCUCACUAUGAUGAGCAACAGAACUUCUUUGCUCAGAUAAAAGGCCAUAAACGAUGUAUCUUAUUCCCUCCGGAUCAAUUUGAGUGCCUCUAUCCAUACCCUGUCCAUCACCCAUGUGACAGACAGAGCCAGGUGGACUUUGACAAUCCUGACUACGAGAGGUUCCCCAGUUUUCAAAAUGUCGUUGGUUAUGAAACAGUUGUUGGUCCUGGUGAUGUUCUUUACAUCCCAAUGUACUGGUGGCAUCACAUAGAGUCAUUAUUAAAUGGAGGGAUUACCAUCACCGUGAACUUCUGGUAUAAGGGGGCUCCCACUCCUAAGAGAAUUGAAUAUCCUCUCAAAGCUCAUCAGAAAGUGGCUAUCAUGAGAAACAUUGAAAAAAUGCUUGGAGAAGCCUUGGGGAAUCCACAAGAGGUGGGCCCCUUGUUGAACACAAUGAUCAAAGGGCGAUACAACUAGCCUGCCAGGGGUCAAAGCUUCCUGCCAGGUGACUGCUAUCCCGUCCACACUGCUUCGUUGAUGAGGACAGGAGACUCCAAGCACUAGUAUUGCACGCUGCACUUCAAUGGACUGGACUCUUGCCAUGACCCUGGAGGCAGGUGUUUGGGGCAAGGCAAGGGUAGCUGGUACUCCAAUCCUAUUUUGAAAGACUUCUCACCCUUGCCUCUUGUGCCCCAACACUUUCCUUCUCUGCCUCCCGAAAGUCCUGCAUCCAGUGUGUGGAGUCCUAGCUUCUGAUUGUCAUUAUGUCCCUCUGUGUUAGUCUGUCAACCUUGGGUUAUAUGAGUGUAUGCAUGUGUGCAUAUGUGUGCACACAUACAUGCAGGUAUGUAGUUGAUCUUUGUUCCCUCCUCCUGGGUCAGGAUGUCACUUCUGGCUCUUAGACCUAUCUCCUGUAGCCUCAGUGCCUCAGCCUGAGAGAGAGGAUAUGCUCCUACACUCCCACUGCUUCUGGACUGCAGAGCCAAAGCAGUUUGUCCAUUAGGUCAGUCUGCUCCAGCCAGUUUUUACAUUCAGACUGCAGGCCAGAUAGGAAUGGCUGUUGAGACUCUACUGGGGAGAUGAAAGGGAGGUUUACCUUUGGGAGCCUAGAUAGCUAUCUAGUGGAAGAGGACUGGACAGGAUUCCAGCUGGGACCUACACUCUUAAGCCAUACAUUGAAAGGAACCUUGGGACAUAAGAACUAAGAAUUGUGCUUAUGUUCUAAGUUGUGGACACAUACAGCUUUUCUUUUCUAGCACCAGCUCUUGCCCCUGUACUAUCAAGAGAGUUAGCAUGGCUAGGGAUGUUAACCUCUUUGUGCACACAUGCACGUGUGCACUCAUUUGCACAUGUGUAUGUGUGGGUGUGUCCAAACUAGCCAGCUUCCUGCUUACCAAGGUUCUUCACUUGCUUACCUUGUCCAGUGUGACAAUACGGUUUGAGUCCCUGGAUACUACAGCUUUUUAACUCAGAUUUUAGCUAUUCUGUAUUAGUCAGGUCUCAUUGCAACCUGCCUAAGGCUGACAGGCAGUAGCCUCCAGAUCUUAUCCCUCUUGUCCAGGCCAUGUCUCCUACUGCUGCUGAGCUUUUUGGCUGAGUAGAUCAAAUGGGGUCAAGCUUAGGCAGCUAACUCACUACCUUUUAUCCCCCAUGGGGCAAGGGCAGAAACACAUCUUUGCCUAUUAAAGCCAGCGCCUCUGCCAGACCCCACUGUGAUGUUCUUCUACACCCUCAAAAGGGUAACUGGUAGAACAUGAAAGGAGAGUUUCCUUUUCUGUUAGUAACUACUCAUGGGAACCCUUCUCAGGGCUGCAUCUUACAGCUGGGCAGCUAAGUAUUGCACAACUCAGAGGGCCAUCAUUCACAUCUAUUCAGUGGGGUAUUUGGGGCCCCCAGGAAGAGAGGCGGCCCUUUGUCUAUUAACUUCCAAUCCGUUCUCCAUCAUCCAUUGGAAGUCCCUCCAAAGGUUUACUUCUGAACUGUGGCUCUCACGUGUGAAGUUCCAUUUACAGUGCCCUGAUGGACUGAAAAGAUGCAUGUGUAUGUGUGUGAGCACCUGUGUGUGUAUUUGGGGUAUGUGUGUUCAUUUUAGUGCCCCAUUCUGGGGUUCUCUGAUAUAGUAUGGAUUUACAAACCCAGUACCUUCUCAAGUAUAGCUGUUUAAAAUACAGCCAAUGCUGGGAAAUGUGAUUACAGUGAACUCCAUGCCUCCAUUUCUUUCAGGAAAGAGGAGUGCCACAAAGAGCAGGGCAGAUGAAAGAUAAACUUGGCCACGGUCACAUUGGAAAGCUAGAUUAUCUUUGUUCUCAACAAGUGUGCUGCCUUUCUGCUCAACUCUCAGAAUUGUAGGUGAUACACAACAGGGUGCUAUGGAUUGGUCUUUACAAAGAAGAAUGCUGACAGGCUUGCUGUAAGGUGGCUGAGGGGAGGAAGAAGGAAAGAAGGCUGAGACCUUCACAGCGUCAGUCCUAAUCCUUAGAUAAUACAGCAGCAAUUCCUGAUUUUUAGAUACAUAAUAUGUGCCUAGUGCUUUUAUCUCUCUUCCUUACUGUCAUGCAAGGUAGGUUUCCCACUUCACCAAUGAAGAAAUAAGCUCAAAGAGAUUUAGUGAUUAGUAGCAACCAAGUGAUAUUUGCAACACCUCAUCCUCCUUUUCCACCAAACUCCCCAUCUUCCCUUGAUUCCUUGUUCUCAGGCUUCAGUCAGUGUCUGCAGGUGAGCUAAGACUAAGGGUACAGGAAGUCCUUCUGCGCUCCACUAAAGACACCUGGUAAAACUGCCUGAGAAACCAUAUAACAAGCUAAGCGUGCUGGGGACCAUUGUGUGGGAUGAAAUUCCAGGUCCCUGUGCUUUGCUGACAACAUCCAGGAGCUCCUCCUAGCAGAUCUCUGCAUCAGAGUUAAAAUUCCAGUUCUAGAUGUAAGAGCUUUGGUUUACAUUCUGUUGGGUCACUUACCCCAGGGAAGAGAUGGAAGUGCUCCACCUACCUGGAGUUAGGGUGGUUGCGGCUCAAAUUGUGCUUGCAGCGGAGGAAAUGUUGCUGUAACUCUUACCCCAUGUCCCAUUCAUUACCCCAUCCAAGCUAGCGAUAUGGCAGUCAGAUGUGACUUGGACCUGUCUUCAGGUCAGCCAUAUUGCAAGCUCCUAUUUCCACAUCAGGUACAAUAUAAACUACUGUUUUGUGAAAUCAAAUAUUUGUUGGGGUGGGGUGGGUGUUGGAAUUCUGGAGGAGGAGGGGCUGUUCUGGGCAUCCGUUGAGCAGAUGCCCAAGAUGCCUGGGGGAGACCAGCUUCCCCUACAAAUCAGAGCUCUAAAUUACAAGGUUUUUACCAACGCGAACAGUUGGGGGAAGUCGUCUGCUCUCAUUUGCGUAAUGGUUUCUGUCACUGGUGAUUAGACACAGGAUGAAGGAAAAGAAAUUUGACAAUUAGGAAUGAGCGAUCAUUAAUCUGAAUCUGUUAGGAGACAGAAAGGGGAAUGAUCCUUCCAAUGGGCCAGCCCAGUAUGGGAAGACAUCCCUCCCUCCAUCCCCCAGAGACUCUUGGUUCAAAUAUUCUUUUCUGGUUUCCACAAGUGGGUGGAGCUUGUAUUUCUUCAAGGCAGCCUGAAGUGGAUACAGAAACAGACUUCUUUGGGAAAGAGCCAACAAAGAUGGGUGUCAAACACAAGCUUUAGGGCAUAGGUAAUAAUAGAGUAGUUUUUCCAUGUGUUUACUGUUUGUGGGAAAGUGUUUUCUGCUAGUCAACACUGAUGAUUCCCCACCUGUGACAAGUAUUUGUCAGCUUCCAGCACUACAGAGUUAAGAGAAAAGCCUGUGGGUUUUUUUUGUUUGUUUGUUUGUUUUUAAAUUAAACCAAACUCCAGGAGCUUCUGCUUGGAGAAGAACCCCGGUGGGAAACUG
Molecule: messenger RNA, 4500 nt
Organism: Dipodomys ordii (Ord's kangaroo rat)
Lineage: Eukaryota; Metazoa; Chordata; Mammalia; Rodentia; Heteromyidae
Gene: Hif1an
Product: hypoxia inducible factor 1, alpha subunit inhibitor
Exons: 8
Coding region: 27-1076 (349 amino acids)
Biological process (GO): peptidyl-aspartic acid hydroxylation; negative regulation of Notch signaling pathway
Cellular component (GO): cytoplasm; nucleus
Molecular function (GO): [protein]-asparagine 3-dioxygenase activity; peptidyl-histidine dioxygenase activity; ankyrin repeat binding
Source: RefSeq, a predicted model, not a curated record